AACUCUGUAUUUGCGUUCUCAGAUGACUCUCGUUGGAGAUCUGUUGGCCAUGUACGAGAUGAGAAGGGAUGAGGAUUUUAAAAGAUCUCUCUAUGUCAUGAUGAAGAAUUUCAAAAAGAAUUACUACAAGGACCCACCUCCGAUUUUUGAAAGUGCGCAGCAUCUCAGAUUUAGUGGGUCGAAAGGAUUGGCCUUCCUAGUAUACAAGUCAGAGGAGGAAGCAGAGAGGAUGAAAAAAGUAUUAGAUAACCACAGAUUAAUACAAGACGCAAGAUUUGCCGGCAUGAAAGGCUGUCAUGGCAUUCGAGAGGAUGAGAUUGUUGUGCAUCCAUACAAAUUGGACAUUGAAAAUGUACCAGCCAAGAUAAAGUAUGAAGAUUUGGAAAAGACGUUUCAAACAGCAAUGGAGAUCGUUUACAAGCCUGGGACUUGUUUUGCAAACUUGAUCUACAAAACAAAAGAGGAUGCUGAGGAUGCCUUCAGAAGUGCCGAAAACGUUGAAAUUGAUGGCGUCAAAUUGAGUGUCCUCUACCGCAAGUAUGACAAAGGAAAGGGACGACCACAGCUAAAGCCAAAGAAGGAAAAAUUCAAGGCAAAAAAGCUAGACAUUGAUCAUGUACUAGCAUCAUCAUGAGAAAAAAUAUAAGUAAAUUGAAAAUUGUUUAAUCCACACUGGAAGGAGAGGGAAGACAGAAACAGACAAUGAAUGAGUGAAGAGGGAAAUGGAGAAAGAGACAUUAAUUUUUUUCAAAUAAAUAUAUUUGGGAAUUA
Molecule: messenger RNA, 771 nt
Organism: Penaeus indicus
Lineage: Eukaryota; Metazoa; Arthropoda; Malacostraca; Decapoda; Penaeidae
Exons: 5
Coding region: 23-634 (203 amino acids)
Molecular function (GO): nucleic acid binding
Source: RefSeq, a predicted model, not a curated record